This is a messenger RNA of Salvelinus sp. IW2-2015, 1308 nucleotides long. Its product is annotated as POC1 centriolar protein homolog B-like. Gene Ontology annotation, cellular component: centriole; ciliary basal body. NCBI's taxonomy places the organism in Eukaryota, Metazoa, Chordata, Actinopteri, Salmoniformes, Salmonidae. Gene Ontology annotation, biological process: cilium assembly. Gene Ontology annotation, molecular function: protein binding. The record is from RefSeq and is a predicted model, not a curated record.
UUGACUGGCAGACAGAUGGAAGUCAUGAGUUGGACGCACCAACUUUCCCCGCUAAUCUUUCAAAAAGCAAAUGCRCCGCAAAUGUAAGGAUUAUCGUAAUCAAUGCAUUAAAUGGCAUCAGUUAUGGAGGACCCCACCCUCGAGCGACACUUCAAGGGCCACAAAGAKGCUGUCACCUGUGCAGACUUCAAUUCCAAACACAAACAGCUGGCCUCAGGGUCUGCAGAUAAGACCCUGAUGAUUUGGAAUCUGAACCCUAAGGCCAGGGCGUUCCGUUUUUUUGGACACAAAGAUGUCAUCACAGGGGUYCAGUUCUCCCCUGUGGGAGAUCUGGUCGUCUCUGCAUCCCAGGACAAGACUGUACGGCUGUGGACGCCCAGCAUUAAAGGAGAGUCGAUGGUGUUCAAAGCCCACACGGCUACAGUACGCAGUGUCAGCUUUUCUCACGACGGCCAGAGGCUAGUGACUGCGUCAGACGACAAGUCUGUCAAGGUGUGGAGUGUCCACAGACAACGUUUUGUCUACUCACUCAACCAGCACACCAACUGGGUCCGCUGCGCCAGGUUUUCUCCUGACRGCCGUCUAAUUGCCUCCUGUGGUGACGACCGCACAGUGCGGCUGUGGGACACCUCCACCAAACAAUGCAUCAACUGCUUCACAGAGUAUGGAGGAUCAGCAACAUUUGUAGACUUCAACACCAGUGGYACCUGCAUAGCAUCCUCAGGAGCAGACAACACGCUGAAGAUCUGGGACAUACGGACAAACAAACUGCUCCAGCAUUACCAAGUCCACAGUGCAGGGAUCAAUUGCUUUUCCUUCCACCCGUCUGGAAACUAUCUGAUCAGUGGCUCCAGUGACUGCACAGUGAAGAUCCUGGACCUGCUGGAGGGACGCCUCAUCUACACCCUCCACGGACACAAGGGUCCUGUCCUGACUGUGGCCUUCUCCAGGGGAGGAGACUUCUUCGCCUCAGGGGGUUGUGAUGCUCAGGUUUUAAUGUGGAAGACCAACUUUGAUUCUUUUGACUACCGUGAGGUCCUGAGCAAACACAGCCAGCGGGUCACCCCCGACCCCCCUCCUCACCUGACAGACAUCUACCCCCGAGGACCUCACCUCCACUCCGCCCAGUCUGGGGCUAUAGAGAUCAGUCCCAUGGUGGCAGACACCCAGACCACUGCCCCAGCGGUCAUAGAGGUGGGCCAGGCCCUCUACACAGCCACUACGGCUGUCAACGGCCAUGCAAACAAUUUGCCAGCACGGCGGAUUGCCAGUACCAGCCCUCAACCCCAAUGAAGACUGUCCACAGUA